AUGGCCGCUCGAGUAGUGGAAGCUGCGUCUUCGAGCUCCAAGGUCACUGUGGAAUAUCAUGACCCAUCCGGCGUCUUCCCACUGGUAUCACGAAGCAUAGCGGAUCGUCUACCACUUCGCAAUCUCAACUGGCAGUCCCCAUCCAGACCUUUGCGCCAAAUCAGACAGCUCCACGUCGAGUUCGUCGCAGACAAGUACACCCAAACCAAUCUACGACCACCGAUUCAACGCUUCGACUCCACUGGACCUUCCUCAAGCUUCGAUAUACUCCGAGGAGGCAAGGACGACCGCAAAGAUGCGCCCAAGCAAAGACGGCACCAGAUUCCAGGGUUGAAGACCUCACCCUACCUCAAGAUUUAUAUUUUACGAUGUGACGACAAGGAUACGUAUAAGGAGACGGAGCGGAAACGGAUACGAGAGUGGAUUCGAGAGAAUACGCAGACGGAGGGAAAGAGAGGAGAGGAGCAUGAUGCGUUCGAGUGGAUGAUACUGCAUGUUGUCAUCCCGGACACAGUUGCUGCGAGCGAGCCACGAUGGCGAGAGUCGACAAGAGCGCCGGAUGAGUUGAAGGAGAGGAAGACGAGCAACAUCAAGAUUCCUGGUAAGAGCAAAGGCACCGUCUUCGACAGACUUCGAGCAGAUUUCAAUGAAUCCAGCAAGACGGGUCAGGACCGAGUCUCUCAGAUCCGAUUGCAGAAGAGCGAUGUCUCGCCGGACUUACUGCCAACCCCAGCUGUCGCCACAACGCUCGAGGAGACCCUACAGGAACGCGAACUGGCAUGGAAAGACCUCAUGGACAAAUUCAAGGUCAUGCUCCUCGGACCGUUCGAUACGCGCGUGCGGAAGUACGAAGCAGAUAUUGCUGAUCAGGAAGCACGACGAUCAUUACCGGGCUGGAACUUCUGCACUUUCUUCAUUCACAAAGAGGGUCUGGCCAAGGCGCUGGAGAGUAUCGGCCUGGUGGAGGAUGCAUUAGCGAUAUACGAUGAACUGUUGUUUGGACUAGAGACUGCGGUUCGGGAGCUGGCUUCUGGACAGGCUGAUGGGACUGCAACGAGAUUUGCGGCUUUCACGGAUGAUAUCGAGGCGAGGAUACUUGACAAAAAUGGGGUGAAUGGGAGUCACGACGAAGGAACGUUUCAUGUUGACUCGGAUUCUUCACGCCUGUUUGAUAAGGACUACCGCGAGAAGAUCGUGCGCAGCGAUAUCUCCGUAUUCGACUUCUUCUCGUACAUGUUCUCUCGCCAACAAGCGCUCAUCUUGCGGCUCGCCAAUACUCAUGCGGCGCGCGCUGAGAUGGGCGCGAGCUCGUUGAAGGAAGGCGGUGAGGAUUUAGUUCUGAUGUCUGAGGUGUGCUGGCGCGCAUCGACUUUCAUCCACAACAACGCUCGGACGUUACGGCAAGACUUGAUUGCCAGACGCGAUCAUACAGGAGAAUCAAUCCUUCCACGCGACAUGGCCUCGCUGGUCUGCUCCUGGAUGUAUGCCGUGGCUGAAUAUGUUCUCGCGGAGACAUCUGCGCCGGUGCUUGCACUUACUCAGGCUGAUGCGAAGCCCGUCGCAAACGGCUCGCCGUUCAAGCCCAAGCGAUCCGAGUUCGACUUCGCUACUGGAGCGAAUCCGUACCCACAACGCCAAAGCAGUCUCAUCACGAUACGCAAAUCUGCCCCUGAGUUGCGGCGGCCGGCUAGUGUGAUUGCUGAGAGCAUUGGCAGUCCGCCAGCGAGCGCGGGGAAAGAAAUUGCGGGUGGGCAGGGUGCUGAUAUUCCUGGUCUACCGGAACUUGCGAACUACCGGGCUGAGCUUGUUAUGAUGCAGCGAAAAGUGCUGGAACAGCUGGCUGAGAUUCGCGGGUGGCGGGCUGGUUGGUCGGCAUUGAAGGCUGAGUCUCAGGAUGUUGUUGAGGAGGUUGAUGUGGAUGAUGAUCAUGAAGCUGAGGAGGAGACAGAAGCGGUGGCCGCAGCUGAAAAGGAGGGAGAAGAUUCUGCAGUGUUGUCUGCAAUGCUAUCGAGUACGCUCGACUUGCAGCUACACACGGAAAAGACUUUCCGGACCGCCUUCGAGCAACUCUGCGACCAAGCUAUGCGCUACUAUGCUCUCGCUACCCAGACUAAAUCCGUGGAUGCCAUUGUUGGCGACCUCGCAAUGCUCAAGCGUCAGCAAGGCGACCUCACCAGUGCUGAGACUUUUCUGAAGCACUUACUGCCCGACCAUGAGACGGGCGGCUGGAACGAUACCGAGCAGCGUUUGUUGACCGUCUAUGCUGAUGUUCUGCGGCAGCUCGGGUCGAUGGAGGUGUAUCUUAAGACUAUGCUCAAGUGCUUGGGUAGGAUGGCGGGGGUGAGGUUGGCUAGUAAACAUCCAAUAAUGCUUGACUUUUCCGUAUCGUCCUUUGGCAGCGGUAGUGGUGUGGAUAUUUCGAUGCAGCGCGCGAUCGAAGCUUCUUCCGAUCUGGACAAGGAGCAGGCACUGUCUGUAGACGAUUUCUUCACGGACUUACGCCUGGAGCGAGACAUCACACACCUGGAGGAGAAGGAUGGCUUCGCGCUUCGUCUGCAUUUCCGGAGUGUCCUUGACGAAGAGUUCGCGAUCGACGAGAUCAGUCUACGUCUCGCAGGCAUCAAGGAUCCGAAACAAGACAUCAUACUUGUCAAUGGACGACCAGUAGGUAUACGGCAUGGGCUGAUGAAGCUGGAUCUCCUGUCGGAUACAACAUGCUUAGGCGCUUUCUCGGCUGAUCGACUCACAUUCCGAGCUGGGAAGUUGUGCUUCACGCAUGACUUUUCGAGGAAAAGAGAACCUGCCUUGCAGAUCAACGGCGAAGAUGUAUUGACAGCGCAGCGUCCUGCAUCUGACGAUAUGGUACCACUGGUGUUUUUGUACCCGGCGCAGCAAGCUUUCGACUGUCAGGUCACCUUGGCUAAGAAUAUAUAUCUUGAUAAGCCGCGGCAUAUACUUCUGACUCUCAGCAGCGGCUGGAACGAAAUCCAGGGUAUCACUGUGAAGGUCAAACCGACAUCUGCUGGUCUGCGAUUACAUCUAGCCACUGCGACUUUCGAGGGAAUUGCUCGUGACGACUCGACCGAGCAGAAGAGUGGACAUAUCUCGCUCUCCGAGCUUGCUCGAGAUGAGACUGCAGUGGUCAAAAUACCAUAUACGUGCGAGAGUGCAACAUCGGACAUUUCCAUUCGUCUGGAAGUGCGCUACGAGACCGCGCAAGGAUCUUUCUGUUUAUCCGAUCUUGUCACGAGACGACAUGAACUACCACUAGACGUCGACGUGGACGACAAUUUCCGCCUCGAUACUCUCUUCUCCAGGUUCACGGUCCGCACGGCACAUACUGCGCCUAUAGUGAUCACGAACAGCACACUCAAGGAGUCGAGUGUGUAUGCUGUGACGCCGCUCGCUAGCAGUGACAUCUUGACUGUGCAUAGUGCGAGUUCGGCUUCGCUGCUGUAUAAGAUCACCACGAAAACUAUGGAGAAGAAGCAGAUGAGCAAGCAUGACGCUGCUUUGUCGCUCAGCUUGCGAUAUAUAUCCACUGAAGAGCUGCUCACCGAGAUGAUGCGUGAACGGCUUGCGCUGUCGUUGCAGGAUAGUGAUUAUGGUGCUUUCUCUAGAUUAUUGCUACCGCUUAUGACGCAGCGGUGCAAAGAUCACUUGUCGAAUAUGGACCUGUUCAAGGCUGUUGCGCUGAAUCAGGUCAAGAUGCCGGCGUUCGAAGAUAUUGCUUGGCAUGAGGUUGUGGUGGUUUUGCCUUCCAUGGUGCGUGAUCAGCUGGAUGAGUGGCUGCGAGCAUGGCAUAAGCAACACACAAGUCUGCCUAUCGACUAUAAAAGUCCAAUGGCCCAGAGGCUGCAAAGGUGGAUCACUUUGUCGGUCGAGGUGCCUACGCUUGAUAUGGUGUUCGGCGCUGCGUUAUCACUCGAUAUCGAUCCUGCUGCUGGUGACACUCAUACCUCGAUUACGAAGAUUGGGAAGCCUAUCAAUGCCGAGCUACGAUUGAGACAUAGCAAUGGGUGGUCAGCAGUUAGACUGCUCGGCCAGAAGGUUAGAGGGACGGCUGCUUUGCAGAGCUUCAUUGUCGAUAUUCAGGCCGAUCCGGACACCUGGCUUCUCGGUGGACCACGACGGGUCCGCUUUACACCCAAAGACGACGACGAGCCUACGGUAUUGAAGCUGAUGCUUAUUCCGAUCGCAGUUGGAAGGCAUUCAUUACCAAUCGUCGACAUUCUGCCAGAUCUUGGUAGCAAUGAAGAUGGCAGUGCCAAGGUUGGUGGAGCUGAUGCUGUUAUGUGUGAGACGUAUUACGAAAGCAGUGGGAUGAUUGUAGAGGUUAUUAGAGAUGUGCGGACGACUAAGGUGGUUGUUAUGGACAGUACUGCUGAAGCAAAGCAGGAUGCGAGUACUGGUGAGGCCAUUGGAGAUCACGGGUGA
Molecule: messenger RNA, 4437 nt
Organism: Recurvomyces mirabilis
Lineage: Eukaryota; Fungi; Ascomycota; Dothideomycetes; Mycosphaerellales; Teratosphaeriaceae
Exons: 2
Coding region: 1-4437 (1478 amino acids)
Biological process (GO): early endosome to Golgi transport; intra-Golgi vesicle-mediated transport
Cellular component (GO): TRAPPII protein complex
Source: RefSeq, a predicted model, not a curated record